UGAUGAUGCAUGUGAGCACAUUUUACUGAUUCAUACGGCUUGCAUAUUCCACAAUCCAAUCAUGUUCUCGUUAUAAAUAUUGCGCUUUUUGAAUGAGGAUGGAUUCAACGGUCGCGUAUAUGAAAUUCUAUACGCAGCAUCAAGCAGCCGUAAAUGAUCAACUUUUGUCGCUAUAGUUGUCACGAGAUCAGCCACAGAGGCUGAUGCUACGUCCUUUUAAACAUGGAUCAAAUGCCACAGGAGAUACUGGAACUCAUUUUCAGUCACUGUGACUUUACAUCCUUAAAGCAAGCUCGGCUGGUUUGUAGGAGCCUGGCAGACGCGAUAGCCCCUACAAUAUUCGAAGUUGUUUGGAUCGCUCUGCUUCCAGAGAGCUUGAGUAAGCUCGAACAAAUAUCACGACAUGAGAUCUACAAAUCUUACGUGAGGAAAAUUGUUUACUUGGGAGACAUUUUGCCUGCGUUUGGCAGUCUGGACCGAUGGAAAACUCAAAUAGAUGAGCGUCCGCGCAUUCGGGACUUCAUUCACUCAAAAUUGGCUCUAGCGGCAGUCAACACUUCCCCUCAGUGGCUUCGAGAACAUGACAUGAUGGCUAAGCGGGAAUGGCUGAGCCUUCCUCGCAUCGUCAGCUCACCAGAAGUGGUUGGAAACAAGUACAAGCGCUACCAAUAUCAAAUGGCUGCACAAGCCGAUAUGAUACGGACCGGUUUCGACAUGUCCAUCAUUCUAACCGCGGUUGGCCGACUCGAGAACCUCAAGGACGUUGUGGUCGAGACAUGUCACUACAUGGAUGCUAAUCGGCAGCCGUUAUGGUCAAGUUUCCGCGAGGAGACACUCAUUGGCCCUGAUGAGUGGAACGAAGUAAGGCGGCGAAGAGAGGACGAGUGGCGGCGUGCUGUGGAAGGUGUUCGGCACAUUUCCAGCCUCCUACUAGCAAUCCAUCGAGCUGGCCUGCAGCCGCGAAGCCUGGAGUUUCAGACUGUAGGACUUGCGUUUUGGGAUCAAAAUCCCAUCAGCUUUCUUGAGGGUAUCCCUUCCCAGUGGACAAAGCCGUUGAUGAGGGGUGCCCUGCAUAACCUCCGGCGGCUGAAGCUUAGAGUUGAAUACGAUGUCUUCGCCUGCGAUGAAAUUAUGGCAGGUCUUCGGGAAUUUCUACUGGAGGCUAAUGAGCUUGAUGAUCUUUCGCUGGAGCUAGCCGAGGAAAACAAUGAAGGCAGCCUGCUUCAUGAGCAGUCGCCCAAAGUGUUAGGUCUUCUAGACGAUCUAACUUGGCCACGACUUCGCAAGCUCCUUUUGAGCAGCCUUGCACGUGAAGAUAAACUCAUCUCCUUCCUUGGUCGACAUGCAUCGACAUUGAAAAACCUCACACUCAUUGAUGUGAUUCUGGUCGAGGGGCAGGGAUCUUGGAGCUCAGUGAUUCGACAACUGCCGCAUGUCCUGUCCCUCGAGAAAGUAUAUUUGGAGGGGCUCUGGGACGACCAUUUCGGAUCAGAGGCGUUACUCUUGGAGAAUCUCGGUGGGGACUACGAAGCGGCUAUCGACCGAUACGUCCUCGGGGAAGGGCCAUUCCCCCUUCUCGACCGAUAUAUCUUUGAGAGUACGCCCGAGCAUUAACGGAAUGGGCUUCUUUUGUUCAGUCAUGGAUGUUGCAUGUGCGCGGCAUUGGUUCUAGUUUCAAGAUACGACAUGAAAUCUUCAUGAACCUUGGACAAGACCUCAUUGGUCAAGGCAUGAAUCUCUUCAGGUUGAAAUAAGCGAUUCAAAUGAUACUUUUAAGUUAGAGAUUUGUUCACCGAUCCAUUGUUCAGGGUCCGAGCGGCAG
This is a messenger RNA of Xylona heveae TC161, 1822 nucleotides long. RefSeq lists its product as hypothetical. Gene Ontology annotation, molecular function: protein binding. The transcript has a single exon. The coding region runs from base 223 to 1614 and encodes 463 amino acids. The record is from RefSeq and is a predicted model, not a curated record. Lineage: Eukaryota; Fungi; Ascomycota; Xylonomycetes; Xylonales; Xylonaceae.